AUGGCUCGCUACCCCAGUCUGAGGCUGCUGCACUGGGCGUGUGCUGAAGUGUCUGAUGAAGAGGAGCUAGAGCCGACCUCCACAAAGGCCCAGAAAAACAAACGGACCAAGAGGACAGAUGCGUGUGCUGAAGUGUCUGAUGAAGAGGAGCUAGAGCCGACCUCCACAAAGGCCCAGAAAAACAAACGGACCAAGAGGACAGAUGCGUGUGCUGAAGUGUCUGAUGAAGAGGAGCUAGAGCCGACCUCCACAAAGGCCCAGAAAAACAAACGGACCAAGAGGACAGAUGAAACCCAAAGAAACCCUGGAGUGAGGAGGAGAGCCGUGGAGAAGAGGAUGGGGAAGUACCUGGCUCUGUGUGCUGUGCCUCACACAGGAGUCUGCAGCCCUCAUCAACAGAACCUGGAAGGACCUCAAGUACUUUGUGUAUAA
Molecule: messenger RNA, 432 nt
Organism: Knipowitschia caucasica
Lineage: Eukaryota; Metazoa; Chordata; Actinopteri; Gobiiformes; Gobiidae
Source: the annotation of a GenBank genome assembly